Molecule: messenger RNA, 2218 nt
Organism: Notechis scutatus (mainland tiger snake)
Lineage: Eukaryota; Metazoa; Chordata; Lepidosauria; Squamata; Elapidae
Source: RefSeq, a predicted model, not a curated record
ACCUAUUCCCAAGAACUACCAACACAUCCUGGCCUUGGCAUUUGCCAUCCGGGAGGUCAAUAGAGACCCACAGCUUCUCCCCAACAUCACCCUGGGCUUCCGCAUCUAUGAAGAGAACCAGUAUGCAAGCAUGACCGAAGAUAUCAGUCUCUCUCUGCUCUCCAGCUGGGGAAAAGUGUUUCCCAACUAUAAGUGUGACACGCAGGACAAUGUUCUCUCUGUCCUUGGGGGCCUCAACUCCAGAACUUCACACCAGAUGUCAACCCUGUUUGGCAAUUUCAAGAUUUCUCAGCUAGGUUAUCGCUUCUCUGACCCUGUUUUGAGGGAUAAGAGCCAGUUCCCCACCUUCUACCAGAUCGAUCCCCAGUAUCACCUACAGAAUGCAGCCAUUGUCCAACUCUUUCUCUAUUUCCAGUGGAACUGGAUUGGGGUGGUUGUCCAGAAGUCACAGAGCAGUGACCAUUUCAUCCGGAUUUUUGAAGCCACCCUUGCCCAGAAUGACAUUUGCAUACACUUUGUAAAACAGAUCUUGCCCCGAAUCUCAAUAUUGAAUAUAUUGCAUAGAGAUCAAAUAUAUGUGCUUUUGACCAUUAUGAACAGUGAUGCUCAAGUUGUGAUUAUUUCUGGGGAUUCAAAUUCCCUGCAAAGCCUUUUAAUAGCCCUCUCCUGUUAUGAAGAAGAUACCCAAACUACUUUUGGGAAGGUCUGGAUCCUGACCACCCAAUGGGAGUUUUCAGCUAUUGGCUAUCACUAUGAAUGGGAGAAAUUAAAAUCUUUCCAUGGUGCUUUGUCUAUCACGGUUCACACAAGCCCAGUGCCAGGAUUCAAAGACUAUCUCUGGGCUCUGAAUCCACACGAACCCCAUGGAGAUGUCUUUCUUCCAGAAUGGUGGGAAGUUGUAUUUGACUGUGAAGUUUUGAAGGCAGGUGUGGGCUCACCUGAUGGCCGAAGGGUUUGCACAGGGGAGGAGAACCUGGACACCCUCCCGUACUCCGUCUUUAAUGGAAAGAUGCCUGGUUUCAGCUACAGCGUCUACAAUGCUGCCUAUUCUGUAGCACACGCAUUGCAUGCUGCAUAUACGUGGGAAUCACAACGGGCAUUGAAGAGGGGCAGAGAGAAGCCACACCUUAACCUCUCUGUGAAACCCUGGCAGGUGGCGACUGCCUUCGCCUCUGCCCAGCGCCUUUCAUUGCGCACCCUCAUCCUCCCCCGGUUGACAGCUCUGCCGCCGUCACCGCCACCAAGCCAUGGCCCCGGCGCCCCUCCGGCACCCCGGACAAGCGCAGGGCUGCUUUUGGGGGCUCCUGCGAGGGAUGCAGCUCGCUGUGACCCCUGCCCAGAAGACAAAUACCCUAACAAGGACAAGAACCACUGCAUUGCCAAGAAGACCCACUUCCUUGCCUAUCAGGAUACUAUGGGAUAUGCUUUAGCUUUUCUCACACUUUCUCUUUCCAUGAUCACAAUAGCAGUCCUGGUAAUUUUCCUCAAACAUCAUGACACACCAAUUGUCAAAGCCAACAACCGAGAUCUCACCUACAUUCUCCUGGUCUCCCUCCUGCUUUGCUUCCUCUCCUCCUUCCUCUUUAUCGGACAUCCCAGGAAGUUCACUUGUCAGUUCCGACAAUUUGCCUUUGCCAUUCUCUUUUCCCUCGCUGUUUCCUCUGUCUUGGCAAAAACUGUCAUGGUAGUUUUGGCCUUCAUGGCCACCAAGCCAGGGAACAAGUCAAGGAAGCUCUUAGGAAAACCACUGACCAACUUCAUUGUCAUAGCCUGUCCCCUGACCCAAGCAAUUAUUUGCACUAUCUGGCUGGCAACCUUCCCUCCAUUUCCAAACAUGGACUUCCACUCCCUGGUAGGAGAGGCCAUCUUGGAAUGUAAUGAAGGCUCAACUUCAAUGUUUUACACUGUCCUGGCCUACCUGGGUUUCCUGGCCCUUGUGAGCUUCACGGUGGCCUUUCUGGCUAGGAAACUGCCUGACAGUUUUAAUGAAGCCAAGUUCAUUACUUUUAGCAUGCUGGUCUUUUGCAGUGUUUGGAUCACUUUCAUCCCCACCUACCUAAGCACCAAAGGGAAGUCCAUGGUGGCUGUGGAGAUCUUCUCCAUCUUGGCCUCUGGGGCUGGUCUCUUGGCUUGCAUCUUUUUCCCCAAAUGCUACAUUAUCCUAUUGAGGCCCAAUCUGAAUUGCCGAGAGAACAUAAUGAGGCACAAAAAUCACUGA